This is a messenger RNA of Perca flavescens (yellow perch), 3628 nucleotides long. It is a transcript of the gene galnt3, whose product is annotated as UDP-N-acetyl-alpha-D-galactosamine:polypeptide N-acetylgalactosaminyltransferase 3 (GalNAc-T3). The transcript has 12 exons. Gene Ontology annotation, molecular function: polypeptide N-acetylgalactosaminyltransferase activity. NCBI's taxonomy places the organism in Eukaryota, Metazoa, Chordata, Actinopteri, Perciformes, Percidae. The record is from RefSeq and is a predicted model, not a curated record. Gene Ontology annotation, biological process: protein O-linked glycosylation. The coding region runs from base 409 to 2322 and encodes 637 amino acids. Gene Ontology annotation, cellular component: Golgi apparatus.
AACUCAAACUGGGCACCAGAGCAGGCUCCCUGCGGCUGGAAUCCGCGUCUUUACUCCUUCAAGCAUCCAACUCUUUAUGAAGACCAUCCGCUGUGGGGAACCUGCGAAAUGUAAGGAUUAGAUGAACUACAGAGUCCUCUGGUAUGGAUUGUGACACGCAGAAGUUCUCUCUGCGCAUGCGCGCCAGCACGUCUCCUCCCUCUACCUGAGAGGGGCGCACCUGGAUCCAACGAGACGGAAGUUUUGUGGAGGCAGCACAGAACAAAUUGUUUUUGUCUCCGCGAAAAGUUUCUUUGGAGUUCUAAGCAACUGAUUGAGGAUCUCCAAUCGAAGCAGGAUGUCAUUCGUUGACAUUUUAAAGAACAAUUUAGGGUGUUUCUAACCUAACUGUUCCGCGUCUAAUGCGGAAUGCCAGUCCAAAGCCAGCCUGCUCUCUAUUCAAGAAGAAUGAUAGCUCUCCGCAGAGUGCUCCGAAGGCGAUUGCACCCAGUUAAACUGGCUAUAGUGGCCCUUGUCUUUGUCACAUUUGUGUUCUUCAUACAAUGGGAAGUUGGGAGCCAAAACCAACAGGAGGACCCGUGGCUGAAGGAGAUGGCAGUGAAGCGGGAUGCCAUGCUGGGCAUGGUGAUGGGAGCUGUUAAUAACUUCAGGGAUGUGAUUCCAAAGAUGCAGAUCAGAGCCCCUGUACGUCUGCCAGACAGGGCAGACAGUGGGUCCUGUCUGCCGGGUCACUACACUGCCGCUGAGCUCAGGCCAGCUCUGGAGCGGCCACCUCAGAACCCUGUUGCUCCUGGAGCAGCUGGGAAAGCUUUCCACACAGAAUCACUGAGCACUGAGGAGCAGAAGGAGAAGGAGAGGGGUGAAGAGAAACACUGCUUUAACCUGUAUGCCAGUGACCGCAUCUCCUUGAGCAGAGACCUGGGCGCAGACACCAGACCACCAGAAUGUAUUGAGCAAACCUUCAAGCGAUGCCCCGCCUUGCCGACCACCAGUGUGAUAAUUGUGUUUCACAAUGAGGCUUGGAGCACCCUGCUAAGGACAGUAUACAGUGUCCUCCACACCUCCCCUGGCAUUCUCCUCAAGGAGAUCAUCCUGGUGGACGACGCCAGCGUUGAUGAAGCGUUGAAGGACAAGCUGGAUGAGUAUUUGAAGCGGCUGAGCAUUGUUCGAGUUGUCCGCCAGCGUGAAAGGAAAGGACUCAUCACCGCUCGGCUGCUGGGUGCCUCCGUGGCCACCGGUGACACACUCACCUUUCUGGAUGCUCACUGUGAAUGCUUCAAUGGAUGGCUGGAGCCCCUGUUGGCCAGGAUAGCAGAGAACUACACUGCAGUAGUGAGUCCUGAUAUAACCACUAUUGAUCUCAAUACCUUUGAGUUUGUGAAACCGUCCCCGUAUGGCCAGAACCACAACCGAGGAAAUUUUGACUGGAGCCUUUCCUUCGGCUGGGAGAGUCUACCAGAUCAUGAGAAACAAAGGAGGAAGGAUGAAACCUACCCGAUCAAGACUCCCACAUUUGCUGGUGGGCUUUUCUCUAUCUCAAAAGAAUAUUUCUACCAUAUUGGAAGCUAUGAUGAAAAAAUGGAAAUCUGGGGCGGUGAGAAUAUUGAAAUGUCAUUUAGGGUGUGGCAGUGUGGCGGACAGCUGGAGAUAAUCCCUUGCUCCAUUGUUGGUCAUGUUUUCCGCACCAAGAGCCCCCACACCUUUCCCAAGGGCACACAAGUGAUUGCUCGUAACCAGGUUCGACUGGCGGAGGUCUGGAUGGACGACUACAAGGAGAUCUUUUACCGCCGUAACCAGCAAGCUGCACAGAUGGCAAAAGAUAGGGCCUUUGGAGAGAUCUCCGAACGCAUGGACCUCCGUGCGCGGCUGCAGUGCAAGAGCUUCUCGUGGUAUUUGAAGAACGUUUAUCCAGAAGUCUUCAUGCCUGAUCUCAACCCACUCCACUUUGGCUCAGUGAAAAAUGUCGGCAAAGACUCAUGUCUGGAUGUUGGAGAGAACAAUGAGGGUGGGAAACAGCUGAUCAUGUACCCAUGUCAUGGACUAGGGGGAAACCAGUAUUUUGAGUUCUCCACACAUCACGAGAUUAGACACAACAUUCAGAAGGAGCUGUGUUUGCACGGGGCAGAGGGGACUGUGAAGCUGGAGGACUGCCAGUAUAAAGGCAGGAACACAUUUGUAGCAGCAGAGCAAAAAUGGGAACUGAAGGAUAACCAGUUAUUCUACAUUCCAGGAUGGAAUAUGUGUCUGAGUGCCCGUCAUGAGCAUCCCUCUCUGGCCCUCUGCAACCCCUCGGACAUGUACCAGCUCUGGUCCUUCGUCUGAGUCUGCAAAGUGCCACUUUGCAGAAUAGCCACUCUGUAUGCAUAGACGUACUAGGACAUGAGUGUACUAUACUGUAUGCAGUUAACUUGCAGUCUUUUUUAGAUUUAUGACAUUGAGUUUUAAUUUAUUUUUAUACGUAGAAAAACUGAACUGCUGCUGCUGGGAAGUUUGGACUUUGGGGAGAAACCCCAGUGUGCCACUGCUGGAAAGGAAGCAUUGAAACAAUGAUCCCAAUCAGACUGUGAACUGAGAUUCUUGAAACAAUUAAGAUGCACUGUGCUGACAAGUGCCUCUUUUGUGUUUGAGAUGUAUUCACUAGUCCAAGUCAUUGCAACCAACGCGUGCAGAAUGAGGUAUAUGAAGCCAACACUGAACAUUUUCCUGUGAGACCCAUGAAUCUAAAACAAAAUCAUACAGAAAGACACAGUAGAUGGGGUUAAAGUUGGACACACAAAAAUACCAUAUGUUAUGCACCAAAGAGAUUGGAAGUGAAAACCUGAAACACACAUAACUGUAUGAUGUGCAUUGCCCCCCUUUUUAAAAUAACUUUUUUUUUUAAUAAUACAAAACCUUUUAUUUGCUACCAUCCAGUGCCUUAGAUGUAAUUUUAUACUGGGUGAGUUGAGUGGUGGAGGGAUGGCUAGUGGUGUGGUGGGGUUGUUGCAGGAUGCAGAACGAUGGCUUCUACAGUGUUGUGAUCAAAAUGGUCUUCAGAUCAGGAUGGGAGUUCAUACACUUUAAUUCAAUUAUUUCCAGCUAACUAUGAGACCAGAAAACAUUUGCAAGGCAAAGAUUUUAUAAUUUCUUUACAGUUGACAGUUUAUUAGGUAUAGCUAAAAUGAAUGCAGUCUAAUACAACAACCCUGCAAUAAAUCCUCCCUUAACUAACAUUAUAAUGUGGUGCUGUUAAAUUAUGUUGCACCAUGCUUAGGUGUUUCUAAUAUUAUGUCAAACGAUUUUAUAACCAUUCUCCUCUUUUUAAUUGCGGCAGGGUUUAUCUGUAAUAUUUCCAUUUUUUUUAUACUUUGGUGUUUAUCAAAAGGGAAUUUUUAACAUGAAAUGAAUGCACCGAAGGAAUUCUAAUUGUUGAUCAAAUGUCUGAAACGCUACAUCUAAACUGGAGUCCACUAAUGAAUCUCUGGUGCAGGCACUAGUGUUUAGAUGGCUGUGGAAUAUUGUAAAUAACUUUAAGUUUCAGACUGGGUAAGAAACAACUGCAAUGUGUGUUUGUAAACUGUCUAUUUUUGCCUUGGUAGUAAGAAGAGGUCUUAUUUUUAGGUUAAUAAAUUCAGUUGGGUAGCACUGA